UGGUCCUAGUCACGUUAUUCUUUCCCUUCCACUAUGAGUACUCACAUGAAGCAAAGAAUCGACCAAAUCGAACAAAACACUAACCGAUCCUAAUGAUCAACAAGUCCAAAUCAAAUGUCUCUGCAGAAAUUUAAGCUUCUCGCCACUCACUGCAGCACCGUCGCGGAGAGUCCUACGCGUAGUCCGGUCAUCCACCUCCGCCGUCGGAAAACGCUGCGUCUGCUACUCAGCCGAUCAUCGGAUCGGUGGCGAUCACCGGAGAUCCAAAACAACAUCGAUGAACCGACGGGAUCCGAUGGUACCAGGAGCGUCUCCGUGAAGAGAGAUAAGAUCCGAUCUCGGCGGAAACUGAGGGAGCUUUUCGUCUCUUCGCCUCCGGUGGAUAAAAGCGGACGUCUCGGCGGCGGCGAUGAUGCGGGGAAGGAGAUGGAGAGAGCUUUAUCGGUUAACGGCGUGAAUAAUAACGGAGGUAUUGGGGAAGAGUUAACGGCUCGACGUAUGGGCUUUAACGGCUCAGUUAGGCCCAUGUUAUCUGGUACAUUUCGAUGUAGGUUACUUCGACGAGCUUGGCGUCCCGUUCUUGUAACAAUUCCUGAACAAUAAAACUCCCCAAACAUUUUAAUUGAUUGUUUAGAAUUCAAUUCAUAGGUUGGUUUUGUUUUCUUAUUGCAGCUUAAUUCAGUUCUCGUUCUUGAUUUUGGCUAAUUUUUGUGAAUUUGUUUGUGAAAGGUGUAUUUCUUGGUCUAGAUAAAUUUCAUCCGUUUCGGAAAUUGAUGAUUUAGGAGUAAAAAAGGUCGAAUUAUUUUGUUUUCAAUUUUAAUACAAAUUUAUUAACUUUUUAUGCUGUGAACAUCAAUUAUUUUGUAACAAAAGGAAUAUACCGUGAAAACCAUAAAACUCCUAAAACAUAUAUUCUUUAAACUGAUUUCUUUUUCAUAGCGUGGAUCCUGGACUCUGGAAAAUAUGUCAAUGAAAAGAUUAUGUCUGUUCACAAGCAACUGUUCGCUGUUUUCGAUAUAUUAUAGUGGAAAGAGAAAAAAUAAAUUUGAGAAGAGAAAGAGAAAGAGAAAGACUUGAAACCGAUAUUUCUCUCUACACCUCACCUCUAACUGAAUUUCCAUAUACACUUCGAAAGCGAUAUUCUCUUCCAUCGUUUUUUCUCCUCUAAUCCUCUUUUCAAUUCUGUAUAUUUUUCAAAUCGGUGUCGGUCCGGGCUCCAUAUCGAUGUGCGCCGACAUACUCAGAUAAUUGGUUUAAUGGCGGAUCUAGAGCUUCCUCAGCGAAUUCUUGUCGCCGAUUAUGUUCCCACCGGCGAGAGAGUCAAUAUUUACCAGAAAUUAAAUGUGAUAUCUGAGAUCGAGCAUGCACUUGAUGAGGAGGAAAGACAGUUUAUUUACAAGACUCAAUAUGGAAAAUUAUUCGAAAUCUCCGGGAAACCGGCUUGGUCUGGUGCAUUUGCUAUUUUCACCCUCACAUGAAUGGUGGAAGUUGCUAAAGUAAACAAGAUUUUGGCCUUAUUCGCCGGUAAACCUAUUCGGUUUAGUCUCCGUGAGUUCAAAAUAGUGACAAGGUUGUGUUGUGGGAAAUAUCCUCCUGCUGCCAAGAAGAGAAGAAGGUCCAACAACGACGACACAUUCUAUGAUAACUUGUUUGGAGGUGGUAGAGAUAUUUCUGUUAACAAUGUGCUCCAGAUGCUUCAGAAUUGGUCUGUUAUGGACAAACAGGCUAGACUGCGAUAUGCAUGUCUUGUCAUAAUGACGAGAUGUUAACGAUAUGUAUGUUAUCUAGUUAACGAUAACAGAUUAUCUAGUAGUUAAUGAUAACGAUAUGUAUGUUAUCUAGUAGAAUGUUAACGAGGUUUGGUGUAAGGUUUAU
This is a messenger RNA of Eutrema salsugineum, 1875 nucleotides long. RefSeq lists its product as uncharacterized. NCBI's taxonomy places the organism in Eukaryota, Viridiplantae, Streptophyta, Magnoliopsida, Brassicales, Brassicaceae. The record is from RefSeq and is a predicted model, not a curated record. The coding region runs from base 115 to 603 and encodes 162 amino acids. The transcript has 2 exons.